AUGAAUCCCUACCUGAGUUGGGCGAUUGUGCUCGUUGUUGCGGGAGGACUGGGGUGGUACUACACAGACGGGUCCAAACCCAAGGGCAGGUCUGCCGUCAGGACGACUACGGAGAAAAAUGAGACUGCUCUAAGCGCCCCGAAGCAGAAGAAGAAGGCCAGAAAGGCUCCCGAAUCGGCGCCUGCUCCCGCCCGAAAGCCCGAAGAGAGAAAGCCCGAGGAGAAGCCGAACUGGCAGAGCGCUCCUCUCGAUACUGCCGACGAGGAGGACGUCGAUAACAAGGAGUUUGCAAAGCGCUUCGCGGCGGUGAAAAAUGGGGUUGCGCUUUCAGACUCUUCCAAAAAUCGCAGCAAAGAGAAGCGUGCGAAGAAGGCGGCGGUUGCUGCUGCCAAUCAGCUGGAAAGCGGCAGCAGCGAGCGCUCGGGGUCUCAUGUGUCGACCCGUACUUCGUCCACCACCGGAGCGGACGCAGACGAUGACCUCUCGUCGGCUGGGUCACCCGUGGUUAAUGCCACGGUCCCCUCUGCGGACGACGUCUCCGACAUGCUCGAACCGCCCGCGCCGGGCGCUUCUGUUCUCCGAUUGACGGGCUCAAUGGAGAGUGAGACCAAGAAACAGAAAUCGCAGAAGUUCAAGCAGGUGGAGAGCAAGAAGCAGCGCCAACAGAGGCUGAAGAACGAGGCACGAAAGCAGCAGGUCCAAGAGGCGGAGGAGCAGAGGCGCAAGCUCCUCGAGAAGCAGCUUCAUACCGCCCGCAAGGCCGAACGCCGCGAAGCUGCGAGAAAACAGCCCGCCUCCCCGGCGAAUGCGUGGAAGACCAACAAGCCCAUGAGUACCACGAGCAAUGGAGCUCCCAAAGUCCCAGUGAACCACAAUGUUCCUCUCCUCGAUACAUUUGACCCCGAGAAGCCUGCGACGUCGCAACCAGACAGUUCGUCCACGGGGACAUGGGCUCAAGGUCUCCCUCCGGAAGAGGAGCAGAUGCGCAUUCUCGGCGUCACCGACAAGGAAGACGACUGGACGACCGUCUCCAGCAAGAAAGGCAAGAAGAAAGGCGCCAAGGCGGACGAGAGCGUCAGCGACGCCAGUGCCUCGGAGAUCCAGGCGCCCGCGGAGGUGGUCGCACCCAAGGUGUCACCGAUCCCCAUUCCGGACACAAGAGGGAAAGGCCAUCCCCUUGAUUCAGACUGGGCUGCGUGA
Molecule: messenger RNA, 1200 nt
Organism: Rasamsonia emersonii CBS 393.64
Lineage: Eukaryota; Fungi; Ascomycota; Eurotiomycetes; Eurotiales; Trichocomaceae
Exons: 1
Coding region: 1-1200 (399 amino acids)
Source: RefSeq, a predicted model, not a curated record